Colius striatus (speckled mousebird) is the source of this 5085-nucleotide messenger RNA. It is a transcript of the gene LOX, whose product is annotated as lysyl oxidase. The coding region runs from base 31 to 1362 and encodes 443 amino acids. The transcript is spliced from 8 exons. Gene Ontology annotation, biological process: peptidyl-lysine oxidation. The record is from RefSeq and is a predicted model, not a curated record. NCBI's taxonomy places the organism in Eukaryota, Metazoa, Chordata, Aves, Coliiformes, Coliidae. Gene Ontology annotation, molecular function: copper ion binding; protein-lysine 6-oxidase activity.
AGGGAGAGAUCUUUUCAAAGCAAAAAGAAGAUGCACUUCGCGUCGCCGGGGCUCCUGCUCGCCCAGCUCCACGCGUUCAUCUACUGGAGCUGCCUGCGGCCCGCCGGCUGCCAGCAACCGCCGCGACAUGACCCCCCACCGCCGCCCGCCGCCUGGAGGCAGCGGAUCCAGUGGGAGAACAAUGGGCAGGUGUACAGCCUGCUGAGCCUCGGCUCCCAGUACCAGCUUCCCCGCCGCAGACAGGCGGCGGAGGCGGCGGGCAGCCCCGUCCUGCUGCUGCGGAACAACGGCACGCUGCCGCGGAGAGCCGCCACCCGACCCGCCGCCGCAGCCGCGCAGCCCCAGCCCGCCGGCGGCAGCCGGGGCAGCUCCGGAGCACGGCACUGGUUCCAGGCCGGCUACCAGGCCGCCUCCGCGGGCCGAGCCGCCGCCGGUCAGCGGGAUCCGGGGGCCGCCACCCACGUAGCCACCGGCAGCGCCUCCCCGGGGGCGCCGCGGCCCAGCGGCCCCGCCGGCGGCAUCGGCACCGACGGCAGCCGCGGCGGCACCGGGCCCGGCGGCCCGCCGCCUCUCAGUAGCUUCCGACCCGGGCGGGAAGAUGUGAUGGUAGGAGACGACCCUUACAAUCCCUACAAGUACACGGACGAUAACCCUUACUACAACUACUACGACACAUACGAGAGGCCCCGCCAGGGCAGCAGGUAUCGACCCGGCUACGGCACCGGCUACUUCCAAUAUGGUCUCCCUGACUUAGUUCCGGAUCCCUAUUACAUCCAGGCGUCCACGUAUGUCCAGAGGAUGUCCAUGUAUAACUUGAGAUGUGCUGCCGAGGAGAACUGCCUGGCAAGUUCAGCUUACCGAGCAGAUGUUAGAGACUAUGACAAUCGUGUGCUACUGAGAUUCCCCCAGAGAGUGAAAAAUCAAGGCACAUCAGAUUUUCUGCCCAGCAGACCCCGUUAUUCCUGGGAGUGGCACAGCUGUCACCAACAUUAUCACAGCAUGGAUGAAUUCAGCCACUAUGACUUGUUGGAUGCAAGUUCACACAGAAAAGUUGCUGAAGGACACAAAGCAAGUUUCUGUCUUGAAGAUACUUCCUGUGAUUAUGGAUAUUACAGACGGUACGCAUGUACAGCACAUACGCAGGGAUUGAGUCCUGGCUGCUAUGACACAUACAAUGCUGAUAUAGAUUGCCAGUGGAUUGAUAUUACAGAUGUAAAACCUGGAAAUUACAUUCUGAAGGUGAGUGUAAACCCAAGCUAUUUGGUGCCUGAAUCCGAUUACUCCAACAAUAUAGUACGCUGUGAUAUACGCUACACAGGCCACCACGCAUAUGCUUCUGGCUGUACAAUUUCACCAUACUGAGAAGGAUGCAAGAAAAUGGAUGAGACGGUGCCAAAUGUUUUGAACUGAAGUAUCAUUAUAUAAACUUCAAUAGGAUGUAAACACUAUAGAACCAAAAGUAGGAACAUGCAUACAUAACGCCCACACACCUUACGUGAUUUUGAAGCGCUUCAGCUGCUUCUCAACCAAAUCUAUAACUGGAUUUUAAGCAUUUAAAUUGGCAUAACUCUUGUUACCAUUGAAAUGUGUGGAACUGCAAAGAUACUUUAAGCUUCAAAAAUCUUAACUCAUUCAUAAAAACAUGAGCAUUUCAUAACUCCUGAAAGUUUGGAGUUUAGGUGAUAAUAGACUUCAGUGGGAAUACUACUGGUCAAUGAGCUGAACGUAUUUUAAAAGGUAGCAAAAAGUUAUGUAAAAUUAAUUCAAUAAAAUGCAUCAGAAAGUACUAAAGUCAACUAUCUCAGAAAAUAUCAGACUGAAAACCAGCUUCAAAGUAAUGCUACAGUGCCAUUAAAAUAAAACUUGUUAGGACACGUUGAUAUGAAUGAGAAAAGUAUGUUCAAUUUUCAAGGAAUGUUAACAUAUAGCAGAGAAAUACAUAUAUAUCUAUAUCUUAGUUAUACCCCUGCAAGAAAAGUUAAGUUUAAUUUUUUAGUACAUUAAAAGUUUUUCCAUUUUCUUUAGUAAAAAACAGAUGGAGUUUUGCAGGAAACCUUCUAUCCAUGGAAAUUAAUUAAAGAACUUGUCCACCUUUCUAUGUUCAAGCGAUUUCUUCAAGGUGGGGCUUUUAAAAGACUUCUGCAAACUUAGAGUGGAUAAAAAUAAAUACCUGUCAAGAAGAGGGCUCUUGGAGAUGAUUAAGAGUACCUCAUGUAGUCAUCUGUGAAAAGUAUCUAAUUUGGACAGGUUAACCAUCAAAAUAACACAGGCUAUCAACUCAGGUGGCAUUACAAACAGAAGUAGGUCAGAAGCUCUAACCAUCAUGAAAAAGCCUACUACCUGCUUCCCCCUUAAGUACUGUGUUUGACUUUAAAAAUGUGUAUCUCAGUAUUCAAACAGUGAAGUUUAAAAGAUACUAUAUAGAAAGGGAGAAGAAAAGUAUUUAAUAUCCUACUUCAGGCUGUUCAGGAACCAAAUAAAACAUUGUUACGGGGAAGGACUUCCAGCCCAAAUGAAAGUUUUUGCUGAACUGCUUAACUGGUGCUGGGUACACCACUCCUCCUCCCAUCCCCAAAUUCUUUUGCUUUUGCAGUGCACCCUGCUGUAAGCUACAGUAGCUGUGAUUUUGUUUUUAAACUGUGAAAUAACAUAUCACAAGGGGAUCUGGUGGGGGGUUUUUUCAGAUUUCUGAUCAUAUAAAAUGAAGGAUCUACUUUUGAAACAAAGGGACCUAGAAGUAAUGAUUGGUCUAGGUUAAGUUUAACCAGCAGUUCAAAAUGCCUGAUGAAAUGUAGAAAAGCUCUGUAUCCUUUUUUUUUUUUUAAUUGAAAAGUACAUAUGAAAAAUACAGUAUAGUUAAAAAGAAAAAUCUGAGGAGUAUGGGGAGGUUUUAUUGUCACUAUUGAGAAUGCUUCAGGCAGUAAUUGGAAGUAUUUUACAAAACAGAACCCUAUGGAUUUAAUUUGAAAAUCUUAUGAGUUGUUGUAAUAUCUGUUAAGGAUCAGCUUGUUCUUUAUUACGUAUAUUUAAGCUUAUUUCAUGUUUAUAAACACAACUAGUACAUAUACUUAAAAACAAUCUAAGAACCAGCAGCCCAGUGAUGACUGGGAGUGCUUGCAGAAUGAAUACUGUCUAUACCUGCAGGUCCCUUUUUGUUUGCCAAGAGAUCGUUUUAGCAGUCAGUCACCAGUGCAGGCAACAAACAGAAGCAAAAUUUGGAAACUAGAUUCAUUGGAAAGCAAUGUCUGCAAUUAUGUCUGCAGAAAUGAGGAUCCAUUUAAAGUCUAGACUUCUGAAAUCUCAGCCCGAAGAGUUUUUAAGAUUAUGAGGUAUUAAGGGAUGCAACUGCAUCCACCUUUCUGUAGACUUAGGUCAAAAUUAGGGUGAAAGUCCUGAUAGCAGCUUGGGCAAUGGACACAAAAGCUACUGUAAUGGAAGCUAGGCUGUGGGCAAAGGCUGCUGUAAGGGGUGGUGUGCUUGUACCUCAUUGUGCCUGAUGCUGAAUGUGGGAUAAGAGAGCACUAACGGCACACAGAGCAGCCACAGAAAUUAAGUUUUCCCUUGGCUUAUGAGGCAGUAAGCUGCUCAUGUGUCUAUACGCAGACUACUUGCAGAACUCCACUGAAGUCAGCAAGGAGACAGAGGGCCUUGAGCAUCUGCGUGAGUGGGGCAAGUUGUAAUACUGGAUUUAGUCCUUUCAAUGGGAACGGCCUGGUUCAGAGAGGUGUUGAACGCCGUAAUUUUCAAUAUUGGGGAUAUUAUAGCUACAAAAAUGUAGCUUUUUUUUUCCAUAGCAAAAUAUUGUAUUUGUUUUGAAAUAUGUGUUAAGCAACAUGAGUGCGAUGUACGAUAGCACAGAAGUUGCCUAAGACAACAUGAACACUCUAUUUAGAAAAACAAGGGAUUUUAGGAUUAAAAAAAAUCAAAGAAUGUGACUUUAACUUCCCCUGUUUAACUAUUGUAAAUCACAACGCAGUAGAAGAGUUUAUUAUAUAGCAUGUGUAGAAGUAGUUCUAAAUAGGGGAGUGCCAACCAGUAUUUUCAGUACCUUGGCUCUGCAGUUUUGAUCCAGACACCUUAACUUUUUUCAUACUGGAAUAUAUUUAUGGGGUUACAUGCAUUUUUGUUGAAAAAGAUUUAUAAAACAUGUUUUGAUGAAAGCUUAUUUUAUACAGCAAAUUGUACUUUGGAAUCUGUUUUACCAGACAUUGGGCUUAUUCCCAUCAUCUUUGAAAAGCAUCUUGCCAUUGGUCUCAGUGGGAGCAAAACUAGGUUUUGAGAAUUCUAGUACAAAUUUGUUGUCUUGCAGUCUCAAAUUUCCUUCAAAAAGCCAAAUUGUAAAAAUGUGUGUGAAGCAAUUACUUCCAAUAUUUCAGAUCUUUAGAUAAAAAUUGCACAUAAGGAACAUAUUUCAUGUCAGGCUCAUUAGAGGAGGGAUUCAUUAUGUAUUUUUUUAAAUCCUGAAAUACAUUUGAUAUUUGCAUAUUUCUAGACAAAAGUGUAACAAAUAUGACAGUUUGGUGACCAGUGGAACCAACAUACUGUGUAGGUGAUGCUUUUGUGUUAGUAAAAGUCUACUCAUUUUCUCUCUGCUCCAAAGUUUACUAUGCAGUGUCAAAUGAGUGCAAACACCAAAUGUACCUUCCUGUAGUCACUGAUGCGUUGUUUGCAUUCAAAACCAGCAGGGUGAAUUUUGUAAAUGAGACACUGAAAGGUGGUUUAUCUUGUGUCUCACGUUUAUACUGAUAAAGCAUUUUCAUUUUCACCAAGUCCUGAAAGGUGCUGAAAGAUAUUAACUUGAAUUAAAAACAAAGAGUAUGUUAUUGGGAAGUUUUUAUUAUGCAACUAAAUGCUACAGAUAGUGAAAUGCCACUUGUUUUUGCAACUUUCUUGAAGGUUUUUCAUUAUUUCCUUCACUUUUCUUCCAAGAGUCUUAUUUCAAUAACUUUUCCUCUUUAUCUGAAGAGCUCUAAUUUAUAAUAUUCAGGCACUAGCUUUGUAUUCUUCAUUGCACUUUCAUAUCCUUGUGUUACAUGCCCAUAUUAUGGUUGCAAGUUUAUGUGAAAAUGACUUGAAUAAAAUGUU